GCAAGAUAGAAAACAUUUCGUUGAUCAGCUGUACGUCGUAAAAUUAAAUCGUGGACCUACUUAUGUUCCACCAUAUCAAAUGUCUGUCUCAUCAUUAUAUGCAUCCAUGGAAGAGAUCAUUCAAAAACAAUAUAAAUCAUUACAACAUGAUUUAAAUAUUCUAUUUAGUAAAUGUGAAGUAAAUGUAGCUCUAUCUAUGUUUAUCAGAAAUGAAAUUAAAAAACUAUUUACUAACAUCUUUUCGAUUUCAUUACCAACUUCUCUUCGUGAACGUGCCCUCUAUGAAAAACAAUUGGUACAAUCUAUUCGUGAACAUUUGAAAGCCAACGAUUUAAUUUUACGACGUACAGCUGAUCAACGAAAUGUUUUCUAUCUUGCCAAUAAAACUGAAUUUGAAGAGAAAUCAAAUGAAUAUAUGAUCAAAAUGGAUACGUUUAAAUUAUGUCAUAUUAUCGAUAAAGAAAAUCUUCAAGGCACACGUGAUUAUCUAACAACAAAAAUGAAAUCAAUGAAUGAGCAAUUACAAACCAUCUUUUCUGAUAAAAAAUAUAAAGAUAUAUUAAAAAAACUAUUCAUUACUAUUGAUAAAGUACAAUUACCAUAUUUAUACUUUUUACCUAAUGUAUCACUAAAAUCAAAUGAACUAUCCAUACAACCCAUUGUAGUAGCACAACGCAGUGCCACAGCUCGAUUAGCUUACUUUUUAGAGCAACUAUUACGACCUAUUAUUCUACGACAACUUGAAACGACCACAUUUCAGAGUGGAGCUGAUUUUAUUCGAAAAUUAAAUGAUUAUCUAGAACAAUCUGGACAUGCUCUUCGUCCGACAACUAAUUUUGUGACUAUCAUUAUUUCAAAUUUUUAUUCAAUGGUCGAUCAUGAUACUAUGCUUCUGGCACUUCAAGAUUUUUUAAUGGAUCCUUGCACUAUGCCAACUAUACAAAAUAUAUCGAUUGGCAAAGUUUUUCGGUUAACUACUUUAUUUCUACGUCAUAAUCUAUUUUAUUAUGAUCAUAAAAUCUAUCGUUUUAUCAAAGGUAGUCCAACCAAUUUUCCAAUCAUGGAAACUUUAGCAACCAUGUAUAUACUACCAUGGUUACGAUCAUUAUUUAGACAAUCUGUAUUAGAAAAAGAAUUUUAUGGCCGGUAA
Messenger RNA from Rotaria sp. Silwood2, 1150 nucleotides. The record is from the annotation of a GenBank genome assembly. Lineage: Eukaryota; Metazoa; Rotifera; Eurotatoria; Philodinida; Philodinidae.